Molecule: messenger RNA, 300 nt
Organism: Gongylonema pulchrum
Lineage: Eukaryota; Metazoa; Nematoda; Chromadorea; Rhabditida; Gongylonematidae
Source: the annotation of a GenBank genome assembly
AUGCCGGUAAUUCUGUACACGCUGCCAGCUUUUCUGCACAUGGCUAUCGCAAAAUCCCGAGCAUUUAAUAUACUGACGGUUGUUUAUGCAAUAGCGACUGCAUGGGACAAAUUUUUGAGGGCACUGGUGGAUUUAUGCUUCAUAAAGCCGCUUAAUGAACCUCUCGUCGAAUGUUUUCGACACAUCUGUCGCAGAACAAAAGUGGAACGCUUGUCGCCGGCAGCAGUAUUCGUACAAAAUGGCCAAAGCCGUUCAAGGACCGUGAUCAGUAGCAAUGUUCAAUUAGUUCCAAUUGAUUAA